Messenger RNA from Solenopsis invicta (red fire ant), 807 nucleotides. RefSeq lists its product as uncharacterized. NCBI's taxonomy places the organism in Eukaryota, Metazoa, Arthropoda, Insecta, Hymenoptera, Formicidae. The transcript has 3 exons. The record is from RefSeq and is a predicted model, not a curated record. Bases 1 to 807 code for a protein of 268 amino acids.
AUGGCCUUUUUACACUCUCAUUCGUGCGAGUGUCUCAAAUCAGAAUUGGAAUUAUUCACCGUCCCACCAACGCAAGCAACAAUUGAAAACUCGCAAUGGUUACAUUACAAACCAAUAUCGUCGUUAACCGAUGAUUCACCUAUAGAAUUUGUUAUACCAGGCCAGGGGGAAGAAUACAUCGACUUACCACAUACCAUGUUAUGUAUCAGUGUUCAAAUAAGACCGACCGUUUUCAAAGAAACUCCAAAAAAAGAAGAGACUUCAGGUGCUGUUGAUAAGCUAGUAGGACUCGUCAAUAAUUUUAUGCAUUCGUUAUUCAAUCAGGUAGAUGUGUUUUUCAAUCAAAAACUUGUAACACCCCCAAAUAAUGCCGAUACGGGUAGUGAAAUAGCGCAACCAUCCAUCUUAAACGCCGGUUUUCUAAAACGGUGUUCGUUAACAGCUAAUGCUAAGAAAAUUGACCUUAUGGUUCAUUUACAUUGCGAUGUUUUCAAUCAAGAAAGGUUUCUGAUAAACGGCGUAGAAAUGCGUUUGCGGAUGGUGCGAUCAAGAGACGCUUUCUGCCUUAUGGAUCAAACCGAACGAGGUUUCGAAGUUCAUAUACUCGAUGCUACGCUACUUGUCAGACGUUCAAAAAUUUCACCAGAAUACGGUCUUUUGGAUUCUACAUCAUUAUUAUCAUUGACAUCACCGUCAUCACCACCCGCACCAUCGUUUUCUACGACUUGGUGUAAUCGUAAUAAUCAUCAUAAUAUCAAAGAAGAAGAAGAAGAAGAUAUCUCUCCAGUCAAUUCUUGGUGGUUAUGA